Erigeron canadensis is the source of this 1510-nucleotide messenger RNA. RefSeq names its product lactosylceramide 4-alpha-galactosyltransferase-like. NCBI's taxonomy places the organism in Eukaryota, Viridiplantae, Streptophyta, Magnoliopsida, Asterales, Asteraceae. The record is from RefSeq and is a predicted model, not a curated record. The transcript has a single exon. Bases 80 to 1402 code for a protein of 440 amino acids.
UAUCCAAAUUCCACACAAUUAAAGACUUACAAAAACUCAAUUUUUAUGGAGACUAUAAUUCUUGAAAAGUGAAAGCCCAAUGAUCACAAAGGUUGUUCCCGGCGCCGAUCAACGGCGGAGCCACCACCGUCACCGCCAUUCAAAGUUUUACAUGUUCACCACUUUUUGUUUGAUAGCCAUUACAUGCACUUACAUGUUUAAUACAAACACUUUCAUCUCAAAUAUUUCAUUCAAUUUUAGCCCAAAAUCCACAACCCCAUUUUCACCAAGUGAUCUUUUUAACAACAACCAAACAUUCAUCAUCAAUCAACUGAAAUCGACUUCCUCAAUUCAAAACCCGGUCUUGAUCGUUAAAGAAAUCGUAAUUCAAAAAACCAAGAAUGACCAUGAACAUGGUCAUGUUGAUGUCACACCUAUCAAAUGGUUCAAGAACAAGUUACCCGAAUUCGAUAUCUUGAAAUCUAACCAAGAUUUCGCAACUCGGGCCAAUGAGUUUCUUAAAGAUUGUAAAGUUCGGUUCUUUAUGACAUGGAUUUCUUCAACACCUUUGAGUUUCUUUGGCGAAAGAGAGUUUCUUGCGGUGGACGCUUUGUUUAAAACAAACCCGGAUAGUUGUUUGAUGAUAUUAUCAAACACUAUGGAUUCUGAUCACGGGUUUCAGAUACUGAAACCCGUGAUUGACCUUGGGUUCCGUGUUCAAGCGAUUGAACCGGACCUUGACUUUUUAUUUCAAAAUACUCCCGCCAAGUAUUGGUUUGAUCAUAUCAAGAAUGGAAAUAAUGACCCUGGUGAAAUCCCAUUAGCCCAAAACUUAUCAAACUUAAUUCGCCUCGUCGUUCUUUACAAAUAUGGUGGCGUUUACCUCGACACCGAUUUCAUCCCUUUAAAAGAUUUUAGCCGGUUACGAAACUCGAUAGGAGCGCAAAGCGUGAACCCAUCAGGGAAUUGGACUAGACUGAACAAUGCAGUCUUGAUUUUUGAUAAAAACCAUCCAUUAUUAUACAAAUUUAUUCAAGAAUUUGCAUUGACUUUCAAUGGAAAUAGAUGGGGACAUAAUGGGCCAUAUCUUGUUUCAAGGGUAGUAGAAAGAAGUCUAGAAAACAUGAAGCAUGAUGCAAAUUUUAGUGUGUUACCACCGGCGGCGUUUUAUCCGGUGGAUUGGAGAAGAAUUAGUGGGUUAUUCCGGCGGCCGGUGAACCAAGUUCACCGGAGAUGGGUGGAAGCAAAGGUGAAAGCUUUGAAAAAUUCAAGUUAUGGGGUUCAUUUGUGGAAUAAACAAAGUAGAAGGUUAAGAAUUGAAGAUGAAAGUAUUAUGGCAAGAUUAAUCUCUCAUCAUUGCGUCGUAUGUAUAUUUGUGAACAAAAGUCAAAUAUUUCCCCAAAAUGAUUUUUUGAUUUCUUGACAAUUUUUUGAUAAUUUUUUUUGUUGAUUUACAUAAGAAAAGUUUUUGAUUUUUACUUUGUAAGUAUAAAGAUGGUAUACUGGUAUACAAUUGUAAUUUUUUUUUUUU